Physeter macrocephalus (sperm whale) is the source of this 1786-nucleotide messenger RNA. It is a transcript of the gene CWF19L1, whose product is annotated as CWF19 like cell cycle control factor 1. Lineage: Eukaryota; Metazoa; Chordata; Mammalia; Artiodactyla; Physeteridae. Gene Ontology annotation, cellular component: post-mRNA release spliceosomal complex. The record is from RefSeq and is a predicted model, not a curated record. Gene Ontology annotation, molecular function: RNA lariat debranching enzyme activator activity. The transcript is spliced from 14 exons. Bases 88 to 1767 code for a protein of 559 amino acids. Gene Ontology annotation, biological process: mRNA splicing, via spliceosome.
UUCUUCAGUGGGAUAGGAAACACUGGAAGAGGGUCCAGAUGAGGAGAUGAUGAACUUUGAGGUGUCUUAUGAUGUACAAACUGGACAAUGGCUCUCCCCAAAACAGAGAUAAUUCCAUGUGACAACUGCUAUGAGAGAGAAAGUGCAGGAUCCUGUGGGAGCACCAGGAAUUGCUUGGCAUGUGGAGAUGUUGAAGGAAAGUUUGAUGUUUUAUUCAGUAGAGUUCGAGCAAUUCAGAAGAAAAGUGGAAACUUUGAUCUGCUGUUGUGUGUAGGAAAUUUCUUUGGCUCCACUCCAGAUGCUGAAUGGGAGGAAUAUAAAACUGGCAUCAAGAAAGCUCCUAUUCAGACAUAUGUGCUGGGUGCCAAUAACCAGGAAACAGUAAAAUAUUUCCAAGAUGUUGAUGGGUGUGAAUUAGCUGAAAACAUUACUUAUCUGGGUCGUAAAGGUGUCUUCACUGGAAGCUCGGGGCUGCAGAUUGUGUACCUCAGUGGGACAGAGUCCUUAAAUGAACCUGUCCCAGGUUACAGUUUUAGUCCCAAGGAUGUGUUUUCUCUGAGAACAAUGCUGUGGUCAACAUCCCAGUUUAAGGGUGUUGAUAUCUUGCUCACAUCCCCGUGGCCCAAGUAUGUGGGGAACUUUGGGAAUUCUUCUGGAGAAGUGGAUACCAAAAAAUGUGGCUCUGCUUUGAUCUCCAGUCUUGCCACAGGCUUGAAACCAAGAUAUCAUUUUGCUGCAUUGGAAAAGACUUAUUAUGAGAGGCUUCCAUAUCGAAACCACAUCAUUCUGCAGGAACGUGCACAGCAUGCCACCAGGUUCAUAGCUCUGGCAAAUGUUGGAAAUCCAGAAAAGAAAAAGUAUCUUUAUGCAUUCAGUAUUGUUCCUAUGAAACUAAUGGAUGUAGCAGAACUGGUAAAACAGCCUCCAGAUGUCACUGAAAACCCUUACAGAAAGUCUGUGAAGGAAGCAUCCAUAGGAGAGCAAAUUCCUGCCCCUGAGGAAGAUUCAGCCUGUCAGUUUUUCUUUGAUUUAAAUGAAAAGCAGGGAAGGAAGCGUUCAUCUACAGGCAGAGAUAGCAAGUCUUCUCCUCACCCAAAGCAGCCUCGCAAACUUCCUCAGCCUCCAGGACCCUGCUGGUUUUGCCUUGCCAGCCCUGAAGUGGAAAAGCAUUUGGUGGUCAGCAUUGGCACACAUUGCUACCUUGCCCUGGCCAAAGGAGGCUUAUCUGAUGACCAUGUCCUCAUCCUGCCCAUUGGACACUACCAGUCAGUGGUGGAGCUUUCAGCAGAGGUGGUGGAAGAGGUGGAGCAGUAUAAGGCUACAUUGAGGCGCUUCUUUAAGAGUCAAGGCAAACGAUGUAUUCUAUUUGAGAGAAAUUAUAAGAGCCAUCACCUCCAGCUACAGGUCAUUCCUUUGCCACUCAGCCGCUGCGCUACUGAUGACAUUAAAGAUGCCUUCAUUACUCAGGCACAGGAGCAACAGAUAGAGCUGUUGGAAAUCCCAGAGCACUCAGACAUCAAGCAGAUUGCACAGCCAGGAGCAGCAUAUUUUUAUGUUGAACUUGACACGGGAGAGAAACUUUUCCACAGAAUUAAAAAGAAUUUUCCUUUGCAGUUUGGAAGGGAGGUCCUGGCUAGUGAAGCUAUCCUUAAUAUUCCUGACAAGUCUGACUGGAGGCAGUGUCAGAUCAGCAAGGAAGAGGAGGAGACCCUGGCUCGUCGCUUCCGGAAAGACUUUGAGCCCUUUGACUUCACUCUGGAUGACUGAGCAAAGGGAAAAGCACUUU